Molecule: messenger RNA, 2474 nt
Organism: Elaeis guineensis (African oil palm)
Lineage: Eukaryota; Viridiplantae; Streptophyta; Magnoliopsida; Arecales; Arecaceae
Source: RefSeq, a predicted model, not a curated record
AUCAAACUGAAACUCAGACCAUCAAGUAUUGCUAUGCUAGCAGUUUGUUGAACAUUUCAAAGAGAGUACGUCAGGGAUACACAACCUCAAACUCCAUUUCCUUUCACAGAAUAUGAAGACAAAUUACUAUGGCCAUGAUCGACUCCAGUCAGUAACAUUGUGCUGUGCACACUCGAAAAUCAUCAUGGUUUCAAUCGCUUCGAACCACCCACCAUUUCUAGGGUUCUCUUCUCUUAGUCUCAGUUACCAUUUCUAUUGUAACCUUCAUUUGAAAAAAUCAAUAUUGGAACUAUGUGAAGCGUCUCUUCUUCCCUCCGUAUUUAUCUUCUGAUUCUGUAAACAAAUUAAACACUAUCAUCUUUCUCUUCAAUUUGGAGGUGAGAUUGGGUUUUGUGUAUCUUUAUUUAAUCACUCAGUAUAUGUUUAUUUAAUUACUCAUGGCGAGUCGUUCCUGGCUUGGAAACAUUGGAAAUACCAAUGAGGUCAAUGGUAAGUGGAGACAGCUCUGUUCAAGAAAAAUAUAAAAAAAAAGAAAAAAGAGAAGCAUAUAUUGGCUGAAAAGCCUUCAAGAAAAUCUAACUAAAAAAAGGUUGUUUAUGAUGGUUUCCUACCUAAAUCUGCCUAAAAACCAGCACUAUGCACAUGCGGAAGAUUCCACAAGUCAAACAGCACACCCUCUAUUUAGUCUUGGAUCUUGGAAUAAGAUCAACUCUAUUCCUUCAUUUGAGAUCUUAUUCAUCUCCAAAUUUACUCAUUCGGUCCCUUCCUUUUUUUCUCUGGUACUCAACCAUGGCAAAGGAUCAUCCCACCUCCUCCAAUUUCCACCACCUUUGCUACUUCCUCUUCGCCUUUUCUAUACUAUCAUCCAUAUCUUUCGUAUAUUGGUCUCGGUGCCUUGCUCCCUGUAAUACUGAAUCUACCAUCGCGCUAUCAAAGCAGAGCCAAUCUUUUGAUCUCCUUGCCUACCCUUCUGCAUGGAACCACCUCUCCUUCUCUCCCAAUCCCCCACCCAGGCUCCUCAAGAUAGCUCUCUUCGUGAAGCGUUGGCCGCAUCGUAAUCUUGCUGGAGGGCUGGAACGACACGCUCUCACCCUCCAUCUCGCCCUCGCACGAAGAGGCCAUGAGAUCCACGUCUUCACAACCUCAUCCAACUCCGCCUUUCCAGACUACCCAGAUGCCAAGAUAAGAUUCCACCCGACACCGCCAUCUCCUGCCGGUUACCUCAACCAGGCUCUGGCGUGGGAGCAAUUCCGCAUCCAGAAUACCACAGAGAAGCCCUUCGACGUGAUCCACACCGAAAGCGUCGGACUCUUUCAUGGUCGUGCCCGUAAUCUCAGCCAUCUCGCUGUUUCUUGGCAUGGUAUAGCUUAUGAAACCAUACAUUCCGACAUCGUCCAGGAUCUCCUCCGGGGUCCGCAAGAACCCCGUCACCCAGUAUUAACGGAAAGAGUAGCCAAGGUGAUCGAUGAAGUCAAGUUCUUCCGUGACUAUGCCCACCAUGUAGCUACUAGCGAUCAUGUUGGAGAUGUCCUCAAGAGAAUAUAUAUGAUUCCAGAAGAACGAGUUCACAUAAUUGUCAAUGGUGUGGAUGAAGAUAUCUACAAACCAGAUGCAGCAAGCGGUCAGGAGUUCAGGAGGAAGGUCGGGGUUCCUGACCAUGCGACUCUAGUAAUAGGACUGGCAGGGAGGUUGGUGAAGGAUAAAGGGCACCCAUUGAUCUUUGAAGCACUGAAACAGGUCUUCAUGGAGAAUGAGAGCUUCCAAAGAAACAUUUAUGUCUUGGUUGCUGGAGAUGGCCCGUGGGGUAAUAGAUACAAGGAGCUUGGACCAAAUUUACUUGUUCUAGGUCCUCUGGAGCAGAAACAAUUGGCCAGGUUCUACAACUCGCUUGAUAUAUUCAUAAAUCCGACGCUAAGAGCACAGGGACUGGACCACACCUUUAUUGAAGCCAUGCUUUCAGGUGUAUCAGUGAUGGGCACACGGUUUGCCAGCAUUACAGGCUCUCUGAUCGUGGGGCCAGAGAUCGGCUACACGUUUUUGCCGACAGUUGAUUCACUAAAGAAGUGCUUGUACAGAAUUUUGGUAGAUGGCAAGGGAGUACUCGCCAAGAAGGGUGAGGUUGCGAGAAACAGAGCAAUGCAGCUAUUUACUGCAGCAAAGAUGGCAGCAGCUUAUGAAAGGCUCUUCCUUUGCAUCUCUGAAGGGGCUAAAGUAAAGGAUAACAUUGAUUACUGCAAAUACCCACUUCCAUGGGACCGACGUAGGUGAUAUUGCUGCAUUCAUUUGGAUGGGCAUUAGUGCUGCAAUAAACAAACUGUAGCUGAUAUAGUGCUGCCUCCAUUAAGGUUUUAUGCGCCAUGAGAUGGCAGUCAUCUAGUGUUUUGCAUAAUGUCUUCUAGGAGCAAAUCUAGCUAUAUAUACCCCAUUGUCGAUCAUAUUCUGUGCAUUGAAGAGUAAGAGAUGGAAGUUACAAU